GAAUGCUCAAAAUCUAAAUUAAAGUCAUGUAGAAUUAUCAUUACUUCUGACGUCAUAUUCUAAUCAUUGAACCGUGCCUGAAUGGAAUCUGGACGUAAAACCGACAAGAAAUGGCUCCCGAUCAUGAUAUUCAUUGUGAUCGUCUGUCCGGAUUCAUCUUUCGCGGAAGCAGUACAAGACACAAAUGUUCUGGGCGACUUCAUCUACAUUCCAGGAAUGAGGAUGUCUGAAUAUAACUUCUGGUUGCAAACAAAUGACGUGGAAGAGUGCGCCAAACAUUGCGUAGACGAGACGAGAAUCUAUUGCAAAAGUUUCAGUUUUCGUAAGAGCAAACCAGGAUGUGGAACGUACGAGAACGCACGAGAAGACGCGCCUCCUGGAAAGUACGGAACGCCGACUGCUCCCCUAACCGAAGCUGGCGUCUACCCGAAUUGGGGAUAUUAUGAACGAAAAACCUUGGAAUAUAAGAUUUUAGAACACAAGAUGCAUCGUAUACAAAAUCUUACAGAAAUUAGCGUUGAUGAAGCGACCGAGGUACUUUCUGAUUUUGGUAACUCGUUGAACUCUGAACCGGAAGACGAUGGGAGUGGAAAAGAAUUUCCGGUAUCACCUGGAGAGUUGGAUCUCAUGAGUCAAAUGAUGGAGCUUGUAGUGAACCUGAAUCCGAUAGUCAAUGCAACCGCAGAAAUCAGUGAAAACUUCGCCAAAGUUCUUGUCAACGUCAGUGAUUCAAUGAUGAAACCGACGCACAAGCAAUCAUGGAAAUCCUUGCAAAGAGACCCAAAUGUCACCGGAAUCGCUGGUAUAGUGACGUCAUCUGAAGUGGUCACACGUGACGUCAGCGAGAGACUUUUAUUUUACGACAAUUCAACUUCAAUAGUAGCGGAAUCCGAAAACAUAGGAAUGUGGAUGGAUAUUGUCGAAUUUCCUGUAAUCAAUCCAGCAAUUUCGAAGGCUUUGUUGAUGGCAUCUCUCAAAAAAAGUGAAACAAAAACGGACAAAAAAGGAAAAGAAGAAUCCAACAAGGGGACGUUUGGAAUCGACACAGAUACUAUGUAUAUCUUUCCGUCGAAAACAACCCAAAAGAAAAAUGUUGAAGGGCGAGUUGUAACUACUGUUUCGCCACAACAAAGAGAUGACGUACUCGCUGGUGAUAUCAUCAUGGUUCCAAGGAGUGCAUUACGGAACAGAUCAGUUGUGACGCAUGUCAGAUACAAAGGCUUAAGUGACGUCAUACCAUCACGUGAUGCUGACGUAAAAUAUCCCAGAAAAGGAACAACGCACCGUGUGAAUAGCGCUGUACUGACCACUAGUGUUCAUCCCAAACCGGCAAAGCACGUUUUCAAAGAUGAUCCGGUAGUUAUUAUAUUCACCCACGGCGGAGAAAAUAGGGAGGAUCUGGCGGUUACAGAAAGCACGACAUCCCCAGAAAAUGCUGAUAAUUCUUCGGGCUCACCAAUCGAAGGAACGACCGCACCUAAUACGAUAGAAGAGUCUCUGCAUUGUGUCUAUUGGGAAGAAGGAGAUGGUUCGUCACCUGGUGGCUGGUCGAAAGAAGGAUGCGAGCUAGAAUUGACGAAUGAAACUCAUACCAUCUGUAAAUGCGUUCAUUUGACUAGCUUUGCGGUUCUUCUGGAGAUGGUUGAUACCAGUGUGGAAGACGAUUCCUAUCUUUUACAUAACUUAGCGUUGAGCUGGAUUUCAUACAUCGGAUGUGCUCUGUCUCUAGGAGGAGUCCUAGUCAUGUGUGGAGCUUUCAUCAUGUUGAAAUUUCACACAGAGAACAUGAAGAUUCAUUUUAAUCUUGGGGUUGCAGUAGGUGCAGCUGAUCUAGUGUUUAUGUUUGAAGAACUUGCACAAGGGCAACAGUACAGCUGUAUAUUAGUUACAGUGUUGCUGUAUUACUUCAAUAUGGCAGUGUUAUCUUGGAUGCUGAUUGAAGGCUUGUUCCUUUAUUCCCAAGUUGUUGUUGUGUUCGUCUCCGCUCGACGUUGGGUGAAGUAUUAUGUUUUUGCUGGUUGGGGAAUCCCCGCUAUUGUCAUGGGGAUUUCCAUGGGAAUUUUGAACGUGCAGCUGGGAACAAAUAAAAUCUGCUGGUUAUCACCAUCUGACAACUCUAUUUGGGCAUUUGCUGCGCCUGCAAUACUUGUGAUCUUUAUCAAUUUUGUUAUCCUGGUCUCUGUUGUUCGAGUCAUUGUGGGAAUCCAACCUGACCAAACUAAUAAUGUCAGAAUCAGCAAAGUCAAAAACGCGGUAAAAGGGAGUAUCUUUCUGUCUCCACUUCUUGGUACGACGUGGUUAUUUGGCCUCUUGUCUCUGAGCCAUGAUACUUUACUGUUCCAGUACCUUUUUGCGACGACGAACUCUCUCCAAGGAUUCUUUUUAUUUGUUUUCCACUGCUUAUGUAAUUCAGAGGUGAGAGCUGAUUUUGCUCGUCGUCACAAUUUGAAGUCAUCAUCUCACGGGGGGAAAUCCCCUCCCUGGUUUUCUGGUGUGUUCGGUCUGAAUGUGGCUUCUGGACUACGGAAGUUCCGAGACAGCAUAAGUUUUGACUUCGCUAGUUCUUCUCAUCCAAGUUCAAACUCGGAACAUUCUACUGGAGGGGAAGCUGUAAAGGAAUCACCAAAGAUCAGCAGUAAAUUUACUAGAAGAGAGAAAACAAGUCUCGGGCACAAUGAAAAGCAGAAGACUACUUCGGCUAAGGUCGAUGCAAUUGGUUUGGAACAAUUCACGACUGAAACAUUCAAAUCAAAUCAGGUUGGAGACAAUAAUGGCACAGAUAAGAUAACGAGUGAUGAUUCUGAUACAAAUUCAAUAACUCCUGAUACAGAGGACAGCAAACAAGUCGGUAGGUUCGGUGUUCAAGAAAACUCAUCUCCUUCCUCCAAUCCUGGAAUGCCAGUCAAAAACGACACGAUUCAUAUUACGAGAACAAAUAAAAUUUCACCAAGUCCAAUGACAAGGCAUCAGCAAAUUGCAUUGGAUCCAAUGCUGCAACAUGGGAGUGACCAGAAAGAAAAUGAAAACGAAGCAAUGAACUCGGAAUAUGUUGAUCCGAUACCAAAAGAAUCAAACGUGAACAGACAGAAACGUGAAGGAAGUGAACAGACAAACGGCAGUUGUCCGGAAUCAGUACAAGCAGGAGACAAUAUAAAAUCUUCUCCUGGCCAUAUCGAAGAUGUUUUAGAUGAAGAUAAGAAAGAAGCGUAUAAGAUACCAAUGAGUUAUGAUUCUGGGUUGAAAAGUAUUGACAAUGAAUCUUUGCUGGAGGAAGAAUACCAUGCGGAUGAAUACAUUGAAAUGCCUCACGGUAGAUUCAAGUCGGCAUAUCAUGGAUGUGAUGUUUACAAUAUAGUUGUUCUUGUGAGAGCUGAUUUUGCUCGUCGUCACAAUUUAAAGUCAUCAUCUCACGGGGGGAAAUCCCCUCCCUGGUUUUCUGGUGUGUUUGGUCUGGAGGUGGCUUCUGGACUACGAAAGUUCCGAGACAGCAUAAGUAUUGACUUCGCUAGUUCUUCUUAUCCAAGUUCAAACUCGGAACACUCUACUGGAGGGGAAGCCGUGAAAGAAUCACCAAAGGACUCGAAACGAAAACUCUCAACGAUUCCUGACGCAGAAGAAAGUGUUGCUGAGCCAAAAGUUCCACGACCAAAACGAACAAAGACAAGCAAAUCACUGACUGCUCUCGGGCAUAAUGAAAAACAAAAGACUACUUCACUGAAGGUCGAUGCAAUUGGUUUGAAUCAGAUCCCAAGUGAAAUACCCGAAUCAAAUGAGGUUGAACACAUGAGUGGCACUGAUGAGAUAACAAGUGAUAACUCUGAUACGAAUUCAAUAACUCCUGAUACGAAGGACAAUAAACAAAAAACUCAUCUACUUCCUCCAAUUCUGGGAAUGCCGGUCAAGAAUGACACGAUUCAUAUGACGAGAACAAAUAAAAUUUCACCGAGUCCAAUGACAAGGCAUCAGCAAAUUAAUCUACUUGGAUUACUUCUGAUUACUCUGCGAUCUCUUGAUAUUUUCUGCCUUUCGAAAAUCACUCGGCCAAAGUGUCAUAGACCCCCCUUACCUGGCCAUGUAAACGAGAAGGAUGUCCACAACAAUCUUCAGAUUGAAGAUGUUUUAGAUGAGGACAAGAAAGAAGCGUACAAGAUACCAAUGAGUUAUGAUUCUGGUUUGAAUAGUAUUGACAACGAAUAUUUGCUUGAAGAAGAAUACUAUGCGGAUGAACACAUUGAAAUGCCUUACGGAAGAUUCAAAGUCGGAAUACAUGGGUGUGAUGUUGUAAUUUAGUAGUUGUUCUUGUAUUGUUGUUGUUUGUUACAAUUUUUGUUUUAUACCGUUAUCAAUGACAUUUUCAUUUUUUCAAGAGUGUUAAUUUGACACCCUCCCGUGUGUCCACCUCAACAUAUAAAACUUUUCAUCCGCCUUCUUUAUGUAUGACCAAAUUUGCACUUUAUUUUCUUGUAGUUCCUGUAUAACAAAAAUCAGUCCUUGUGCGCCGUAAACUAAAUAAAUACUGAACCGUUUUUGCCAGUAGU
Molecule: messenger RNA, 4538 nt
Organism: Styela clava
Lineage: Eukaryota; Metazoa; Chordata; Ascidiacea; Stolidobranchia; Styelidae
Source: RefSeq, a predicted model, not a curated record